UUACCGGCCUGAAACGCUCUUAAGCAAAUGAAGGCAGAUGCGCUUUCGUCCGACGAGGAAGUGUUCCUCAGUUGAACCUCCGCGCUGAGGAAAUAGUUGGGGCUGAGAAAGAGAAAAUGAGGAAGCGAGCGCUCCACUCAUCCUGAACCGACUGGGGCUUCAGCAGAGGCGCCCAGCAGGCGUAGCAGAAGAGCCAAGACGCCGGGGCGAAGUGUGCCGAUUUGGGAGCUGGGGCCGAGGGAGGCGAAACCUUGCCCGGAGAGCCUCAGCGCUGACGUGGAUUUCACCUUGGGGGCGCGUCUCUUCGCAAAUUCCCUCACGCCGCUGGAAAGGCAGGGGCUCGCGAGCAGAGGCCCCGGUCGGAGGUUCCCACCACCCGUUGGUUUCUCAAGUGUAAUAUAACUUCAAAAGCAAACAAGCAAACAGACCAGUGGGAAAAAAAUGGCAGGUUUUAAUUCUGUUAGCCACCUAACCUAUUUUUUUGGCAACAUCACACGUGAAGAAGCUGAAGACUACCUGCUGCAAGGAGGACUAAGCAACGGACUCUACUUGCUGAGACAGAGCCGAAACUUUCUAGGUGGUUUUGCUUUGUCUCUGGCAUAUAAUAACAAGGUUUAUCAUUAUACCAUUGAGAGGGAAAUUAAUGGCACUUAUGCUAUUACUGGAGGAAAAUCCCACAGGAGUCCUGUAGAACUCGUUGACUACCACUCAGAUGAAAUUGAUGGUCUAGUGUGUUUACUCAAGAAACCAUGUAAUCGGCCACCAGGAGUGGAACCCAAAACAAGUCACUUUGAGGACUUAAAGGAAAAUCUAAUCAGAGAAUAUGUUGAACAAACCUGGAAUUUACGUGGACAUGCCCUUGAGCAAGCAAUUAUUAGUCAGAAACCACAACUGGAGAAACUGAUUGCUACAACAGCACAUUUGAAAAUGCCCUGGUUCCAUGGGAUGAUAUCUCGGGAGGAAUCAGAGCACCGUGUGCUUCUGGGUACAAAGACCAAUGGAAAAUUUUUGAUUAGGGAAAGAGAUAACAAUGGAUCCUAUGCUCUUUGUUUGCUUAAUGAAGGCAAGGUAGCACAUUAUCGCAUUGAUAAAGACAAGAAAGGAAAACUUUCAAUCCCAGAUGGAAAGAAAUUUGAUACUUUAUGCCAGCUAGUGGAACAUUAUUCCUACAAAGCAGAUGGACUUCUAAGAAUAAUCACAGACCCAAUUCCAGAUCCAGAUUUUCAGUCAAGAAAUAGUACAUUUGAUUUUGGCCAAUCCCCAACACUUCCUAAACCUCGCAGCUCCAAGACUUGGUCAACAGGUGGAAUUAUCACCAGAAUCAAAUCAUAUACUUUCCCAAAGCCAGGAAGCAAAAAGCUAUCUUUCUCUGUUCCUGGCCAGAAAGAUGAUUCUGCACUACUUGCAAUGAUUAACAGUUAUGUGCCCUCAUGGGCAAAACGAGGUGAACAGAGAGAACCUUUGCCUAUGGAUACAGAAGUUUAUGAAAGUCCAUAUGCAGACCCAGAAGAAGUAAAAGCUAAAAAUGUCACCCUUGACCGAAAUUUACUGACUUUGGAGGAAAAGGAACUUGGUUCUGGUAAUUUUGGUACAGUAAAAAAAGGCACUUACGAAAUGAAAAAAGGAAAGAAAACUGUGGCUGUGAAAAUUCUCAAAAAUGAAAGUAAUGAUCCAGAUAUAAAACAUGAACUCCUAAGAGAAGCAAAUGUAAUGCAACAACUUGAUAACCCAUAUAUUGUCCGAAUGAUUGGAAUAUGUGAAGCUGAAUCUUGGAUGUUGGUAAUGGAAAUGGCUGAGCUUGGCCCCUUGAAUAAAUAUCUUCUCAAACAUGGAGAUGUCACAGAAAAGAAUCUAAUAGAGCUGGUUCAUCAAGUUUCCAUGGGAAUGAAAUAUUUGGAAGAAAAUAAUUUUGUGCACAGAGAUUUAGCUGCAAGAAAUGUGCUUCUGGUUACACAACAUUAUGCCAAAAUCAGUGACUUUGGACUUUCAAAAGCUCUUGGCUCUAAUGAUUAUUACAGGGCAGAACAUCAUGGCAAAUGGCCAGUUAAAUGGUAUGCCCCAGAAUGCAUGAACUUCUUCAAAUUUUCUAGUAAGAGUGAUGUUUGGAGUUUUGGUGUGUUAAUGUGGGAGACAUUUUCCUAUGGGCAAAAGCCAUAUAAGGGUAUGAAAGGAAGUGAGGUUGCUCAGAUGAUUGAAAGGGGAGAACGAAUGGAAUCUCCACCGGGCUGCCCAUCUGAAAUCUAUGGAUUAAUGAAAUUGUGUUGGACAUAUAAUGCUGAUAAUCGGCCAUCAUUUUUUACUGUUGAAUUAAAGCUACGUAACUACUACUAUGACAUUGCUCAGUAAGAAUAUUGUGGACUUACAGUGAAGACAUCCCAGAAAACUGAUACAAAAAUUUUACUUUUCAAAUAAGUUGCCGAGUACCAAAAUGCACUCCAGAAGAAUCGUUGUGAAAAUACAGUUGCUGUAGAAUUGCCUUGCUAUUUUUAAAAGCUUGCUGGUAUCUAAAGUAAUAUUUUCAGAGUGAACUACUUUGAUGUUCAAGAGUUUAGCAUUAAUUAUACAUUCCUAGUCUAUUAAAAAAUGGAUUUUGUUAGAGAUUUGAAACAGUUUAGGUUGCCCCCUGAUACUUCUCUUGCUGUUGGAAUGUACCACCUAUUGUGAUAUCAAAAGAACAUUUGUAUUUUCAUCAUUGCUACCGCUAAGAGAAUUUGAUACUCUCACUUUUGAAAACUCAGAGGAGAGAUUGGUUUUAAUUUAGAAAUGAGCUGAGAAAGUUAGAAAUAACAGAUCAUAGCUUUGAAACAUAUGGUAUAUAUGUGCAAAACAAGAGCCAUAUCCCCAUUUCUGCCAGAUGUUCCCCCUUGGUAUUUAUUGUUUGGAAAAAAUAUAAACAUCUGUAAACAAAAUUGGCAAGUUAUUUCAUACAAUCACAACAGAUACCUAUUGUUAUUUUAAUAUUUAAGGUUGCAUUUACUAAAGAAUAAAAGUAAAAAAUAUAGAUGAAUUAGCAUCAGCACUUAACCUCAGUCUGUUGUAUCUAAUAAUCAAAACAGUGGUGGGCUCUGGGAACCUUAUUUAUUUAGGUUUAUUCUAUAUUAAAACCUUAAUUUGUUAGGUGACAUUAAAUCGGGCUUGUCUGCUGGGGUACUGCUCAAUAUCUCAAUUUGUCUCCAAAAAUAAUCCAUAACUCUUCCAGUGACAAUUAUGUAAAAUUUUGUACAUCUUGUCCAUCUACCUUAACCACUGUCUACCCUUUCUUCUACUUCUCCAGUGUUGACAAGCAAAGUCAUAUUUUUAAAUCUAUGAUCAGCUCACAUUACAUUUUCAAAGUUUGCAAAUUUCAGCUUACUAAUUAUUGCCUCAGUUAAUUACCUUUAUUUGGCUCAGGAUUGAAUAAUUAUUUUUGCAUGAUAUUCUUACUGUCUCCGGGUCCAUAAUUUGAAGUUGCUUCUCUCAUUCUUUCUCAGUGUCCAUAUAUGUUAUUGGAAACACCAUUGCUUUAACUAUUCCGAUCAUUGUGGUCAUCAAAUACCCUCCUCCAAAAUAUCCUUUGAGGGCUUUUCCCCACUUGCAUCUAACCAUAAUACAAACAUACUCUAGCAACUUCUUUAUGCUGCUAUGUUCCCAUGUUGUUGUCUUCAUCUUGUCCCCAGCCCACUGAUGAGACAGGCUUAAGUUGUCCUUAUCCAUUAUUAAAGCAGUGUUUUCACUGUUACAGUUCAGGAACCCUUAGUCUUUCCAAAGUGUGAAAAAUACACUUCAUGGACUAUUCUGUCAGCAGCACAGUCAGGUGACUUCUAUUGUGUAGGAUCAGCUUCAAGUUAGUGCAAUCACACACUUUCCCCUCAGUUCCCAGGCAUGUCACCAUUCUUUUUUCUUAACCUCUGGCAGAAAGCACUGGGCACAGCUGCUCCAGACCCAGCAAUUUCAUCAAAAACAAGUUGUGAGGACUUUCCAGAUGCAGGAUAGGGAUUGGCAAUGGGACAACACAUUUUAUGCCAGUAUAGUUUUCUGCUGACUCAAACAUAGGUAGCCACUUUAACUAGGCAGUAGGGAAGGGCCCUCUUCGUCACUGCAUUUAUCCCCAGGAUUAAUGUCUUCUUUACUCUUUGUUAGAUAACCUUGAGUCCAAAAAGAUAACACUUGCCGUCUUCACUGCAAAUGUAAGCCUAUAAUAUUAAUUGUAGAUGACUAGAUAACCUUCCAUGGCUGAUGUCCAAGACAUUUUGAUGAGAAGUAUCUGCAAGCAACCAAGAAUUUGUCAGCUUAAGCAUGGGGAGACUAAGUGUUACUGAGCUGAUUCAUACAAUAAGAGUUUCUAAUAUUGCAUCUACUGUGCAAAAGUACUUUUCUGUGUGCUUUUUGUAUUUUCUGUAAUAAAGGGCUAUCAGAAGAAG
This is a messenger RNA of Candoia aspera, 4400 nucleotides long. It is a transcript of the gene SYK, whose product is annotated as spleen associated tyrosine kinase. NCBI's taxonomy places the organism in Eukaryota, Metazoa, Chordata, Lepidosauria, Squamata, Candoiidae. The record is from RefSeq and is a predicted model, not a curated record. Gene Ontology annotation, molecular function: ATP binding; non-membrane spanning protein tyrosine kinase activity. Gene Ontology annotation, biological process: intracellular signal transduction; neutrophil activation involved in immune response; positive regulation of B cell differentiation. The transcript is spliced from 14 exons. The coding region runs from base 442 to 2346 and encodes 634 amino acids. Gene Ontology annotation, cellular component: cytoplasm.